Messenger RNA from Pungitius pungitius (ninespine stickleback), 5936 nucleotides. It is a transcript of the gene cep295, whose product is annotated as centrosomal protein 295. Lineage: Eukaryota; Metazoa; Chordata; Actinopteri; Perciformes; Gasterosteidae. The record is from RefSeq and is a predicted model, not a curated record. The transcript has 28 exons. Gene Ontology annotation, molecular function: microtubule binding. The coding region runs from base 309 to 5879 and encodes 1856 amino acids.
GGGUCCGGCGGGCAGUUUAAACCACCGGAUGUUACGUGUGGGAUAAAAACGUUCACUCUUUUCGUCAUGUUGGCAUGGAUUUCUGGUCAUAAACCAAACGCAGGGGGUUGAUUUCGGCUUUGUUCGAUAGCGGCAUUUUUUCUAUAGUAAAUACGAAUGCCUUUUAAGUUUAAACCAGAAUGUUUUGGGCGUGAAUCCCGCAGCACUAUGAAGCUAAAUCUUACUAGCCAUGCGCUAACAAAAUUGCUAACUUUAUCUAUGACUUUACCUGCUUUUUUGGAAAUGGCCACGGGAAAUAUUUGAGGAACAUGAAGAGAAAAGUGGCCAAAUUAAGACUAAGUCCGAACGAAGAGGCUCGUUUAAUCCGAGAGGAACAUGAACGGAGGAGGAAAUUACGAAUACAACAGGUGCGGGAGCAGCAGAGGUAUAUCUCACUGCAGAUCCUUCGGGAGGUCGAGCAGAGACGGCAGCGAGAGCUGGAGCAGCUGGAGAAGCAGCUGAGGAAGGACUGGGAGCGACAGCAGAGGGAGAAACUCCACGCACUGCAGAGACUCUACCAGGAGAGCCUCCAGCUUGUUGGUCAGGGACACAGAAGUGCAAAAGAAAACGAGCCCGACUUGGAAGCCAUCGCUCAGAGGGAGGAAGAAAAUCACGUCAAAGCAGAGGAGCGUUAUCGGGAAGCCCUAAAGGAGCUCAAAUCACAGCGGCUUAAAGAGGAGGAGAGGCAAAGCCGAUGCAUCAAUGCCAGGAAGAAGGCGCUGCAGGCGGAAAAGGAAAGAUCAGCAAAAGUGGCCAGCCUCCCACUGCCUCUCCCAAACCCUAUUCAGAGCAUCGAUUCCAAGAAGCUGUGUAUAGUGAAGAAAUCUGAUGUGAGUGCCUUUGCCACGACGCACUACCACAUGCCUGAGUGCACAGUGGACAGAGAGGCCGACACAAAGCAGCCAAAUGCCCACAAGGGCGCUGAGUUGGAGGUGAGGAGACUGCAGGACUUGGAGAGGGAGGAAAAGCAAAGGCGAGAGGAGCAGCUUGAGAAGGCCCGUCUGAGAGGGAAGGAGGCUCUGAGGAGGGAACAUCUUGUCCAGGAUCGCGAGCGCUUGUUUAUUGAACUGGAGCACAUGCAGCAGACAGACCUUCUGAGGAGGAGGCAGCAGGUGUCCCAGAUGCCUCCUCAGAUCUUCCAGCCUCUCCUGAAGAGACAGGAGACCAGGGAGGACUUCCAAAGGGAGAUGGAGUUUGCCUUUGAGGACAUGUACACCGGAGAGAGGAGGGUCAAAGGUGACCUGGUGGUGCAGCUGGUACCCGAGCCUCUGCCAGCUUUGUCCACAAGAAGCCACGACCAAGAGCUGGACGUAUCACUGGAUGGAAUUUCCCCACAUGGAGAGGCAGCAACACAACAUGAUGCUGAGCGGGAAGCCGGCAGCACGGAGCUGGAAUUAUGUGACAAAGCAGAGUCCACCAAACCUGCUCCCAGACGGGCUCUGAAGAAACUCCUGGAUCGAAUCAGGAGCCAAAAGAACCAGUGGACUGACAAUGGCAGUAGCGACUCUGCAGCAGAGUCCUUGACCCCCUGCUUUGUUCAGAUCUCAGAGCCGGACACCACCAUCAACACAGGCUCUCUGACCAGCGAGGAGAAGAGCCUGGUGCUGCCCACGGAGCUCCGUGCGUCGGCCAACGCAGCGCCCGCGCUGGAAACAACGAAGCAGUCAACUCCAGCAGAUCCUCCACUUUCUGAUUUACUUGCAAGCAGAGUUCGAGAGUUUGAAGACGGACGAAAGAGACGGGCAGAAGAACUUGAGCGAGAGAAGCAGGAGCAGGUGGUUCUGCUCCAGGAGCUGGAGGAACAGAAAGCUAAAUUGGAGCAGAUGCUGCUCGAGGCCCAGCAGGAGAGAGAAGACCUAAAGGCAGUUGUGACCCAGGACGAGCCCCUCAACUCACUGGAACUACCUGUCCAUGACCAGGAUGUCACCUCUGUCACUCCUGGAAUAGCCACUGAGCUGAUGCCUCCUGCAAGUAAAGAUGACCACGCCCGAAGGAUCAAAGAGUACCAACAGCGGCUGCUCGAACAAAACAAGAUUCACCAGAGGUCAGUGGAGGUAGCCCGCCACCGCCUGGAGGAAUACCAGCGAGCUCUACGCAUUCGUUACAACUUGAACGUCGCGUCAUUGCAGCCGGCUGUUGGGCCUUCGGGCUUCGUGGCCCCUCUUCCUCUGCACCACGCUCAGCCUGCACAUCUGCCAGCUCCCCUGCAACUCUUGACGACCCCUGCGGCACCCGGAUACUUCCACGGCAGACCACUCAGCCCUGUCGAAGUUCCCCGGGUAGAGUCCGACAUGUUGCUUCCGCCCUCAGAACUUCCCGGCUCCAAGCUCCUGCCGCCGUCUGCAGUUGGAUGUCUUUCGAACGACACUAGGGGCCACAGACCGGAUGUCACCGCCUGGCUGACUGAUAACAUAAUGGAGAGAGUGACUGAGCACCUUCCAGUAAGAGUGAGACCUUCCUCCGAGCCACCUUCUCACCAUCUGUUACCAACCCAUCCGCCGGCCAGCAUCCCGUCGAUGAUCCCGUCUGAGCCCGUCCGAGCCAUUAGCCCGUGCACCGCAGAUGGAGUACCUCCGGUAGUGCGAGGUCCUAUGUCACAUGGCUCCCUGCCGCCUGGGUACCCGUGCUCUGGGGAGGAGGCCGACAGCAAUAUGGAGAGGCAGAGGCUACAGCUGCUGGAGGUGAAGAGACGGGCACUGGAGCAGAGGGAGGCUGUCGCGCUGCGGCAGAGGUGGCAAGAAGAGGAGCAGCAGAGACGGGAAGAACAGCAACGUGAACAGGAAGCGGAGAUGGAGCAGAUGAGAAGGCAAAAGGAGAUGCUGCAAGCUCUGAUUCAUACUGAAGAACCUCUUGUUCCAGAGGCCGCCGCUGAAGUGGUGGUUUCAGAGGACAUCGCCAAGACCCGCCUCAAGCUACUGGCGUCUCUGCUGAGAGCUAUAGAGGAGUCUAAUGGAGGAACUUUAGCUCACUUAGAGGCCCCGGAAGAGAAAGAUCACUCUCCUCGGCAACUGCCUUCUGACAGUGAGCACAUCCGUCAGAGCGACGUUCCUGCCGGACCUGCCUCAGUGUCAGUCUUUCCCUCAGGAUUCUACCCUCCACCCCGAGCAGCAAAGCCCCCAGUGACCCGCUUCAGGCUGUGCGCCACGGAGGUGAUGAUGGAGCAACACGAGCUCAGUGCUAUUCAAGAGGUGGAGACACCGGUUGACUCUAGCCAAGUCGCAGGCCCGGAGGAUAGUGGGACAGUCCCCUCGCAGGCUCUGUGCCUGGACCAGCAGAAGGACUUGGAAUUGUCCACGUCCUCUGACAGGACCGAGCAGGCACCCUCUUGGUCAAGCAGUAGGCAGCGGUCGGCCGAACGAUCCUCCGGGUCGAGCUCAGGAGGUACCUGGAGGGAGAGGCUGCCGAUGGGAACGUCUCCAGAAUCCUCUGGGUCUGAUUCAGUCGGGAGGAUGACCUCACCGCUUUCCUCCGACUCUGGGAGAGGAGCCGACUAUUCUGGUCCUGCGGUCACAAGCCACAGACCCUCUACAGAGUCUGCACAUAGGCCCCAUGAUUCUGACUGCCUCUCCUCCACCACCAUCUCCACCGGCAGCUACAUCACCACCGAUCCUGAGCUCAACGUUGAUGCCGAUAAAUCCCCAUCGCUAAGACAUUGUGCUGAGCCAGGACGAGGAGAACAUUCACUGGAUAUCUCAUCGCCGUCCGCUCACAGCUCGUGCAUCAUCGACAGCUCGGUCGCAGGCCGUCCCGGUCAGGCUGUGGACUCUCUGUUUAACGACAGCAGCAUCCAGCACAUUAUAGACAAAUACACAAGGGAGCUCAACCUUUCACUCAGCGCUGCUGGCCGGACCACAGAUAGUGAAGGCUCAUACUUGGAGCAACCCGGCUCUUCAGUGUCAGAGCAGGCUUUGGUUGGAGUAUCCGAGAGAGGAGUAGAGGAUGAAAGGUCUUUGUCUCGCCGGUCUCUUCCCUCAGACACCGAGGGAGAUCAGAAGGGAGGCCUGGUCAGUGAUUCACAACCCACAAUAGAUCCGAUUCUGGAGCACUUCUUGGGAGAGGACCCUACAAUCACUGAGUACCAAGAGCAGGACUCUUUUAGACCUCUGAUAGGCCAGCUGGCGGACCAGUCGUCCUGCCUCGCCGCCGAGCCGAGGGACUCAGCCAUGCAGCUGCUCGUCGGCCUACCGUUUGCUCACUCCUCCGUGAUUUGUCAGCCACCAGGCCCAUCGGGUUCGGUGAGCUUUGACCAAGGCAGAUGGGAUUCCACACUGAGCCAUAUGAUCAGUCGACUCUCCCAUCAGCCCAGCUCCCACUGGCCAAGUGGCGGGCAGGACUUUUACGCCGACUACCUGACGAGUCGGGUGGCAUCGGAGCAGGCGACCACAGGGCUGGAUGGAGAUUUGGAGGACAGCCAGAUGAGGCCGCUGGUUGUUGAGCAGGAUGAGUCGGCUGGCCAGGACAGUGAAAUCUCAGAUGAAAGAACACUCGUGGAUCUUGGUGUCUCAACGGAGGGCGGUGUGCCGUUGUACCCAGUGUUGCCUCCUGAACCCUCGUCAGAUGGUGCCUCAGCUUCUGCUGGGCAUCCACAUCACCUCACCGCGCAGGACAAAAUCAGUCCAAUGGACCUGGUCCCGGAGAGGACUGAAGCGUUUCCAGACUCCUUCCACCCAAUGCUGGCUGAGAUCACCCACAACGAAACGGCAGACCCCUCCAUGACCUUCCAUCUGCCUGAACACAAUGUGCCUACGUCUCCUGAGGGACAGCCGGCCAGCGGGGAACAUGCAGUUUCCACGUCUUCUGUUGAGUUUGAAACCAACACUGAUGAGUUCGAGCCGUCACCCGAACGCCUCAGAGCGGAGGAGCCGUCGAGCUGCGUGGAAGCUUCCCCCGCCCUGCAGGAUUCCUUCUCUCAGCUGAUCGCCUCCCAGUGCCGGCCUCACGAGUCCGUCCUCACGCUGUCCCCAGACACCAGGACAGACGGAGAGCCAGCGGCUGCACUCUUGUCACGUUUGACGGUGUGUGAUGAUCCACCGACCGUGGAAAUAAUGGAGGGGGCCGAUGAAGACAGAAACCACGUUUGUCCUUUGUUAGAUAGAAUAUUGGAGGCUGCUGGUGAGAAGGGGAUCUUAGAGCAGUCAGAGAUAACACUAGUGAGCCUGACCGACACCACGCUGCAGGACCAAGAGACAAUUGUUUCUGAGAAAGAGGAAAAGUGGGAAGACAAACAUCGGGAAGGAGUGGAAGAAAAGGGACUGCAAGCUCAAGAGACAGAGGGUUCUAAAUCCACGUCGUUAUGGGCUGGGAGCCCAGAAGACGGGAACAACCCAUUUCCAGUGACGCUCCUGGAAUUUCAGUGGGGUCCCGGCAAAGAUCUGCAGGAGGUCCACCAGCAGACGCGCAGAGCGCUGCUCCAGAGAUCGUCCCGCAGGGUGGAGAGGAUCAAGGUUAAUGCUAAGGAAUCUAACCCAGCCCCCAGAAAGGCAAAGAUGAAAUCCGAAACACCUCGUCAGAUAAACGCCAAGUCAAAGGGGGGACCAGCAGAGCCACAUCGAACCACUAAGAAAUCUGCUUCCAUCCAGCAGAAAAGGCCCCUGCUUCCCCCUCCAGCAAAUGAUCCCAGGAUUAACGAGGUGUGUGAGGUGAAGAGCAGCACAUCGGAGCAAAGGAAGCGGGAUGUUUCUGAGAUGCACCAGAGAACUCAAAGACUGUAUGAGCAGUUGGAGGAGGUGAAGCAUCAAAAAGCCAUCAGGAACCGACUGCAGUCUUAUGAAGCUAAUAGACUGAAGGCUAAAGAGUUCCACAAGAAAACCUUACAGAAGCUUCGGGCCAAGCAGACGUAGUGACUACGUAUCUUCUACGUUAAGUUUUUAUAAAUAAAGCAUUUUAAGUUAUUUAAA